Molecule: messenger RNA, 885 nt
Organism: Aureobasidium musti
Lineage: Eukaryota; Fungi; Ascomycota; Dothideomycetes; Dothideales; Saccotheciaceae
Source: the annotation of a GenBank genome assembly
AUGGCCCACCUCGCCGACAAGCUCAAACAACAAGGCAACGAUCUAUUCAAGGCAGGCGACUACGCUGCAGCAGAGGAGCAGUACACGGCCGCAAUCACAAAGUUCUCGCGCAAUCCUCUAUUCUUCACCAACCGCGCACUCGCUCGCAUCCGUCUCCAAAGAUGGCAGGGUGUCAUCGAUGACUGCCUGCACAGCAUCUCCCUCACACCGCACAAUGGCUUCAACUUCAAGUCCUACUUUUACCUCGCUCAGGCUCAACUUGCUCUCCACCAUCCUAAUGAAGCACUGUCUUCGGCCUUGACCGCGUACAACCAGGCUAUGAACCCUCCUCCUGCCGAAGCAAAUAAAGCCACUGCUGCUCUCCCUUCCCUCUCCGAACUAGUCCUCAAAUGCAAGAAAGAAAAGUUCGCAGCCAGAGAACGCGAGCGCAGACGCAAGAGAGGCGAUGUGCUCGCCGAGCUUGAAGAAUCCCUCGAACUCAACAAGCGCAACGAACUCCAAGAAAUCGAAUCUUCACUAUCGUCCUACAGCAUCGGUGUAGUCGAGGCUCAAGAACGCAGACAAGAGAUCUUGGAUACACAUCAGAAGAAGAUCGACGAACUCAAGACUGUGUUUGCUCUGGCAGAUCCUGAGAACCAUCAAACCAGAGAGGUGCCUGAUUACUUGGUCGACACCAUUUCCUUCGAGAUCAUGCAUGAUCCCGUGAUCACUAGGACGGGCCACAGUUACGAGAGAGCGACCCUGCUGGAGCACUUGAAGACCAAUCCUACGGAUCCGCUGACGAGAGAACCAUUGACGGCAAAGGACUUGCGGCCUAAUGUUGCCUUGCGCCAGGUGCUUGAGGAGUUCUGGAAGACGGCUGGGACAUGGGCCAUCGAUUGGUAA